AUGCCUGCCCACACCUGCCUGGUCCGUUCACCCUACUGCUCCCUGCUGCUGGCCCUGCUUGUUGUCCUCUCAGGAACCGAUGAGCAGGGUGAUGGGAGUGAGUGUCAGCUGCUACAGCCUGAGGGCCCCAUGCUGGUGGCAGAAGGUGAGACCCUCCUGUUGAGGUGUACAGGGCUCGGAAACUGCACCAGUGACAUGAUAAAGUGGGUCAAGAUGAACAACCAGCACCUGAAGGAAAUCUACAACUUCAAAGGUGGCUUCUUCCCCGGAGUGACACCCUUGACCCAGCAGCCAUCAGAUUUACUUCCUUAUGACUAUUCCAUCUACGUCCACAAUGUCACCAGGCAGCAUGCUGGCACCUACCACUGUGAAAGGUUUUAUGACUUGAGUGAGAACUCAGGAAAGGAACUGGAGAGGGGCAACUCAGUGCUUGUGUGGGUUGCUGAAGACCCAGAACCAGACCUGUGGAUUAUCCAGCCCCAGGAGUUAGUGUGGGCAAACUCUGGAGACACUGUGAUCCUGAACUGCACAGUCCUUGGAGACGGUCCCCCAGGACCCAUCAGAUGGUCUCAAGGGGCUGGUCUGAACCGAAAGGCCAUUUACAAUUUUGGAGGCAUAUCCCACCCCAACAUCACAUCAGUCCAGACCUCCAGCAGCGAUUUCAGCAUUCUUCUGCAGGGCAUCUCAGCCGAGCACGCUGGUACCUACUACUGUGCAAAGUUUGAGAGGAAAUACAAGAGGCAAUACCUGUCUGGACAGGGCACCAGGCUGAAAGUGAAAGCAAAUUCCGUAUCAACUCUUGAGACAAGAUUAUCAGUCAAUAUGUGGCAACAAUAUCUGAAUCGGGUCAAGGAUGCUGUCAAGAUGGCCAAAGGCUACCUGUGUGCACUUGUCUUUGUGAUCCUGGCAUUGAAGAUAGUGACCUUCGCUUUCGUCUCACUGGUCCUGGCUGUCCAACAGAGAGUCUUCAACAAGAAGAUAUAA
This is a messenger RNA of Sorex araneus (European shrew), 984 nucleotides long. It is a transcript of the gene SIRPB2, whose product is annotated as signal regulatory protein beta 2. Gene Ontology annotation, cellular component: plasma membrane. The coding region runs from base 1 to 984 and encodes 327 amino acids. The transcript is spliced from 6 exons. NCBI's taxonomy places the organism in Eukaryota, Metazoa, Chordata, Mammalia, Eulipotyphla, Soricidae. The record is from RefSeq and is a predicted model, not a curated record.